UGACAUUUUUAAACCAGCCCCUUUCCUGGCUCUCUCUUUCUUUUCUUUUUCGGAUCUUAGUGGGAGGGAAUCAGCCAGCUCUGGAGAGGGAAGAGAUGGUGGAGAUCAUGGUAAACUAACAUUUGGUAGAACAAGUGGCUUCAAAAAGAACAGCAGUGAAACCAGAGCAGCUGAGGAAGAGCAGGAAGACGUCCGAGGUGUGCUGAAGAGGCGAGUGGAAACCCGGGAACACACAGAGGAGAGCCUAAGGCAACAGGAAGCUGAGCAACUUGAUUUCCGUGACAUUUUAGGCAAGAAAGUCAGCACCAAAAGUUUUUCUGAGGAGGAACUGAAAGAAAUACCAGCCGAGCAAAUGGACUUCCGAGCAAACCUGCAGCGGCAGGUCAAACCCAAGACCUUGUCAGAGGAGGAAAGGAAAGUUCAUGCACCUCAGCAGGUGGACUUUCGUUCUGUGCUGGCCAAGAAAGGCACCCCAAAAGCCCCAUUGCCAGAGAAGGUGCCACCUCCCAAACCAGCUGUUACAGAUUUCAGAUCUGUGCUAGGCUCAAAGAAAAAGCCACCUGCAGAGAAUGGCAGCGCUAGCACCCCAGCACCAAAUGCCCGCACUAAUUCUGAAGCCCAGAAUGCGACCCCCAAUUCUCAAGUCCCUGUUGCCAAACCAGCAGUGAAAAAAGAAGAGAAGAAUGACAGAAACUGUGAACAUGGGUGUGCAGUGGUGGAUGGAGGAAUAAUUGGGCAAAAAGCUGAAAACAAAGCAACAGCAAGCAAACCACCAGCAAGCAAAGGAACAGCACCCUCCUUUACCCAGAAGCUUCAGGAUGUUCAAGUAGUAGAUGGUGAAAAAUUGGUCUUACAAUGUCGGAUUUCCUCUGAUCCCCCUGCAGCUGUCAGCUGGACUCUAGACAGCAAAACCAUCAAAUCAUCAAAGUCCAUUGUCAUCUCCCAAGAAGGGACACUGUGUUCACUUACUAUUGAGAAGGCCAUGCCUGAAGAUGGGGGCGAAUACAAGUGCAUAGCUGAGAAUGCAGCAGGAAAAGCUGAAUGUGCUUGCAAAGUGCUGGUAGAAGAUGCCUCAUCCACAAAGACCUCAAAGAUUACUGAGAAGAAGAACAAGAAGCCUAAGACCACGCUUCCCCCUGUGCUGCCAACAGAGAGUGAAGCAACAGUGAAGAAGAAACCGGCUCCAAAGACUCCUCCAAAAGCAGCUGCUCCUCCUCAGAUUACUCAGUUCCCAGAAGACAGAAAAGUCCGUGCGGGUGAAUCAGUGGAACUGUUUGCCAAGGUGGUAGGAACAGCACCCAUUACUUGCACCUGGAUGAAAUUCCGUAAGCAGAUUGAAGAAAAUGAAUAUAUUAAAAUUGAGAAUGCUGAAAACAGCAGCAAGCUAACAAUAUCAUCAACAAAGCAGGAACACUGUGGAUGUUACACCCUAGUCGUAGAGAACAAACUUGGCAGCAGACAAGCACAAGUCAACCUUACAGUUGUUGAUAAACCAGACCCACCUGCCGGAACACCUUGCGCAUCGGACAUACGGAGUUCCUCCCUCACUCUCUCGUGGUACGGUUCCUCUUAUGAUGGUGGAAGUGCGGUGCAGUCCUACACUGUGGAGAUCUGGAACUCAGUGGAUAACAAAUGGACAGAUCUCACAACCUGCCGCAGCACCUCUUUCAACGUGCAAGACCUUCAGGCUGACCGGGAGUACAAAUUCCGUGUGCGAGCUGCUAACGUUUAUGGCAUCAGCGAGCCCAGUCAAGAAUCUGACCUGGUAAAAGUUGGAGAGAAACAAGAAGAACUCAAAGAGGAUGAAGCGGAGCUAUCUGAUGAUGAAGGGAAAGAAACAGAGGUCGACUAUCGGACAGUUACUAUCAACACUGAACAAAAAGUUUCAGAUGUCUAUAAUAUUGAAGAAAGACUGGGAUCGGGGAAAUUUGGACAAGUCUUUAGGCUUGUUGAAAAGAAGACUGGAAAAGUUUGGGCAGGAAAGUUUUUCAAAGCAUAUUCUGCUAAGGAAAAAGAAAACAUAAGGGAUGAAAUCAGCAUCAUGAACUGUCUACACCAUCCAAAACUUGUCCAAUGUGUAGAUGCCUUUGAAGAAAAAGCCAACAUCGUUAUGGUCUUGGAAAUGGUUUCUGGAGGAGAACUCUUUGAACGAAUCAUUGAUGAAGACUUUGAACUGACAGAGAGAGAAUGCAUUAAAUAUAUGAAGCAGAUUUCAGAAGGAGUUCAGUACAUCCAUAAGCAGGGUAUUGUCCACUUGGAUUUGAAGCCAGAAAAUAUUAUGUGUGUCAACAAGACCGGUACAAGUAUCAAACUCAUUGACUUUGGACUUGCAAGAAGAUUAGAAAAUGCAGGUUCUCUGAAAGUUCUCUUUGGUACACCUGAGUUUGUGGCUCCAGAAGUUAUAAACUAUGAACCUAUUGGAUAUGAAACAGAUAUGUGGAGUAUAGGAGUUAUCUGCUACAUUUUGGUCAGUGGACUUUCUCCUUUCAUGGGAGACAACGACAACGAAACCCUAGCCAACGUUACCUCCGCAACAUGGGACUUCGACGAUGAGGCUUUUGAUGAAAUCUCUGAUGAUGCCAAGGACUUUAUCAGCAAUCUACUAAAGAAAGAUAUGAAGAGUCGUUUCAAUUGUACUCAAUGUCUUCAGCAUCCUUGGCUGCAAAAAGACACCAAAACCAUGGAAGCCAAAAAACUGUCCAAAGAUAGGAUGAAGAAAUAUAUGGCCAGAAGAAAAUGGCAGAAAACAGGCCAUGCUGUCCGAGCAAUAGGAAGACUGUCGUCCAUGGCAAUGAUUUCUGGUAUGAGUGGGAGGAAGGCCUCUGGGAGCUCACCUACCAGCCCUAUAAAUGCAGACAAAGUAGAGAAUGAAGAUGCUUUCCUUGAAGAAGUGGCUGAAGAAAAGCCCCAUGUAAAGCCAUAUUUUACUAAAACAAUCCUUGACAUAGAGGUUGUGGAAGGAAGUGCUGCUAGAUUUGACUGCAAAAUUGAAGGCUAUCCUGACCCUGAGGUAAUGUGGUACAAAGAUGAUCAGCCUGUCAAGGAGUCUCGUCACUUCCAGAUAGAUUAUGAUGAGGAUGGGAACUGUUCUUUGACUAUUUCUGAAGUAUGUGGGGACGAUGAUGCCAAAUACACCUGCAAAGCUGUUAACAGCCUUGGGGAAGCCACGUGCACCGCAGAACUCCUUGUGGAAACAAUGGCAAAAGAAGGAGAAGAUGAAGAUGAGGAGGAGGAAGAAUGAAACAAGGCUCGAAGAAAAAAAA
Messenger RNA from Antrostomus carolinensis (chuck-will's-widow), 3263 nucleotides. RefSeq names its product myosin light chain kinase (gene MYLK). Gene Ontology annotation, biological process: protein phosphorylation; tonic smooth muscle contraction. Bases 353 to 3241 code for a protein of 962 amino acids. The record is from RefSeq and is a predicted model, not a curated record. NCBI's taxonomy places the organism in Eukaryota, Metazoa, Chordata, Aves, Caprimulgiformes, Caprimulgidae. The transcript is spliced from 17 exons. Gene Ontology annotation, cellular component: cytoplasm; stress fiber; cleavage furrow. Gene Ontology annotation, molecular function: protein binding; ATP binding; myosin light chain kinase activity.